UUUCAAGUCAGGCCAUGAACUUGGCAACUGGGUGGUGGAAAAAUUGAUUAGAAAUUGAUUGAAAAUAAAUCUUAAUUAAUAUGGGAUCAAAUCGUAAACCUGGCAAAUUUAGGAAACUUGGCAAUGAGGAAUUACCCCGGUUGGAUUCUGCUUUGAUGAAGCAUUUGCCAAAAUCUAGUCAGGUUUUGAACAUGGUGAGGCAAAAGAUCCUUCAACUCAUCAAAGAACCCACGAUUUCGGACUUAUUUCUCUACGAGGAUGACGAAGAAACGCAAGAUUUUGAUAAGUGGGCCGACCCAUUUGUCGUUUGCGUUCAAAAUAAUAUUCACAGUGAAUACUGCAUCCUACUCCGCCCACCAGAAUUAAUUCCCAUCAAUUCCGGGAUGAUGCAAUCCUUCGAGGAAUUAAUAGACUGGGAUCGAACCCACAUUUUUGGAUCCAUCCCGCAAACUUUUCUGGACUCGUAUUUGCGACAAAUUUUGGAAAAGAGAGGAAUUCAAUAUAAGGACAAUCCAUGCGAUGCGCAUGUUUUGGAUGUGGACACGGCUUUAAAUUAUGAGAAGGAAUACACCUAUCAAGACACUCGAAACGAUGGAAUUUCAAUGAGGGUUUCCUCCAUUCGCCCCAUUGAUGCGGAUAUUGACCAAAUUUUGAACAAUUACGUUUGGACACUGCCCCACUCGAAGGGUAAUUUAUCCGCCACGAUUUGCAACCUGGGGUCCGUUGGGGUGUACGCGAAUCCAGACGGCGACCCCGACUUUGCCAGCUAUGCGGUCCACUCCCCCGUCGGAUUGCUGCAGAUUCUGCACACGGAGGAUGCCUUUCGUCGCCGCGGGUUGGGGAUCAUCGUGAUGAAGGCGCUCGCGAGAAAGGUGGCGGACCUCGGGCUGCUUCCGAGGGCGGAGUGCAUGGUGGACAACGACGCGUCGCGACAAGUCCAGCUCAAGGCGGGGAUGGUUUUCGUGGACAAGAUCAACUGGAUAUUGUGCCGGCAGGAGUACGAUGUUAAAAAGUGGAAUAAAAUGAACUCUGUUACGAUUGAGUAAAUAUUUAAUUUGGGAUGAAAAAGGGACUAAAUUAUGUAUCGAGCGAAAUAAAAAAUAUUGCUCAAGUUAGUUACUGGCAUAUUUACAUAAUUAUUCCUGGAUUGGUUUAAAUUGCUCGGGAAUAAAUAUUCCUUUCUUUACCAUAAA
This is a messenger RNA of Folsomia candida, 1193 nucleotides long. RefSeq lists its product as uncharacterized. The record is from RefSeq and is a predicted model, not a curated record. NCBI's taxonomy places the organism in Eukaryota, Metazoa, Arthropoda, Collembola, Entomobryomorpha, Isotomidae. Gene Ontology annotation, molecular function: acyltransferase activity, transferring groups other than amino-acyl groups. The coding region runs from base 81 to 1046 and encodes 321 amino acids. The transcript is spliced from 4 exons.